Messenger RNA from Astrephomene gubernaculifera, 3473 nucleotides. Lineage: Eukaryota; Viridiplantae; Chlorophyta; Chlorophyceae; Chlamydomonadales; Astrephomenaceae. The record is from the annotation of a GenBank genome assembly.
GUCCGUUGACAACCCAGCUGAGGACCGCAUUUGGGUUCAUUAGGGCAAUGGUUAGGAGGCUUUAAAAUGUCCACUGCUGAGCCUAUUGGCUCGGAUGACGAAGUCAUCAGCGGAGAUGAGGUAGAAAUCGUCACCGCUAAGCGACAGAAGACCGGCCCAGGCAGAGGUGUAAAGGAAUGCGGGGUCCUGUGGAGCUACUUUGUGAAGGUCCGCAAGCGCGACGACAAGUCGAACCGCUGGGAAGUCGCAUGCAAGGAAUGCGGCACGGAGAUUGCCAGCGGAAAGACGGCGGACAUGACGGGGCACGUCCUGUACAAGUGCAAGGGAGAUGUUAAGGCGGCGGACAAGGAGUUCCUUUCGCAGAAGGCUGCGCGCGCGGCUGCGGCGCCCGAGGCCUCCUUCUCGGAAGGCUCGGCGACCUCAACACGCAGGGAUGUGAAGCGCCAGAGCAAGCUGACUGCCUUUAUUGACACCACAAAGCUAACGGAUGAGCAGGAGCGCGGCUUGCGGAUGAAGCAGUUGCGCGCCUUCGUCAGUGGCGGCAUCCCCUUCGCCUGGGCCGAUUCACCAUUCUUCAAGGACUGGCAGCUUAGUGUGCGCCCAAACCUGUUCCCAGCAAGCGCGGACAUGCUGCGACAGAGCCUCCUGCCGGCAGAAUAUGCCCGCGUGCUACGGGAGAUCAUUGAGGCUGUCGGCAUGGAGGGACAGGUGGUGGUCUGUGUAGAUGGGUGGUCGAACCGCAAGCACCAAUCCAUCAUGAGCUGCGUCAUCAUCUUCCCCUCCACUCGGGACACGUUCCUGCUCUGCUCAGAGGAGGCAUCAACGGAGAGCCACACAGCCCAGUUUCACGUCGGGCUCUUCAAGCGGUUCAUUGAGAAGGUUGGCGGUCCGGAGCGGGUGGUAGCUCUCGUCACGGACAACGCUGCAGCCGUUAGGAGCGGCAGGGAGGAGUUGGUGAAGGAGGAUAAGUACAGGCACAUCCUGACCGUCAGGUGCUUCAUGCACGCGUUCAACCUCGUCAUGGCUUCGGUCUCUUCGCACCCGGUAGCCAAGGCUAUCAUCACCAAGGCCCAGCGUGUCGUGACGUAUUUCCGCGCAUCGCACAUGGCAGGUGGUCUGCUCAGGGGUGUCGUGGACCUGAAGAUCAAGGCCGGGGAGAUGGAGCGUGCGAGGGCCUUGGCAACGUCCAACAAGACCCGCUUCACAUCCGUCCUGAUGUGCCUGGAGUCUGUGCUCUAUAACGAGCUUGCCCUGCGUGCUGUCGUGGCGAUUCACCACGCCACCCUUUUCGCCAAGGACAACACGGACGUAGCGGGCAUUAUCACGGACGAUGAGUUCUGGUCGGGGCUGCGGGAGCUCGUCAGCGUCCAGGAGCCAUUCGGGAAGGUCAUCAUGGCUGUGCAGAAGGACUCGGCGACGCUUGGGUGUGUGACGCGGUACUGGGCGUACCUGCGCAGGAGCUUGGCGGCUGUGCUGCCGGGGAUUACUGACGAUGGAUAUCGGAGGCACAUCAUCAGGGCGUUUAACACACGCUUGAACGAGAUUGGAGUGAAGGGAGGCAAGCUCAACCGGCUGACGCUUUUCCUGGACCCACGGUACUGCGGCAUGCUGGACUCCUCUACGGACGAGAUGCUGGACGAGCUGAAACUGACGGCAGCGGAGAUCUUUUCUGACAAGUGCAUGAGUGAAGCUGUUAUCAGGCAGCUGCUGGAAGAGCUGUUGUCCUACAACUGCAUGGACGGCGUGUUUAAGAAGCUGGGGGCCAUCGGCAGUUCGUACGCUGACCUUCGCAGCUUCUGGGGUCGACUACGGACUUUGAAAGGUGCUUCCACCUUGGCGACUCUGGCAAUGACCCUCAUCAAUGUCGUGCCGCAUGCUGGUGGUGUUGAGCGUGCCUUCAGCAUCAUGGGUGGCUUUGAGACUCAGACCCGCAACCGGAUGUCUUCAGACACCAACAACAUGCUUACAACGGUCAAGAUGUGGAACGCAGCGCAAGUCCCCCAUGACAAGAAGGAGGCAACAAGUGCUCCUGUGCUGCGCGGCAGUCCAAGUACACCACAGGGCGCACAAGUGCCAGUGCAGCCCCUGGCGCAGCCACCCAGGCUGCCACCCAAGCCACCACGGCCGCCAGCGCCUCCAGCACGCGCGCCCCAGCAGAACCCACGACUACAACAGCAGCUACAGCCCCCUCCACCAGUGCAGCAGCCGCAAACACAGCAGCUGCAGCUCCCGCCUACGCAGCAGCUACAGCUCCUGCCAUCGCAGCUCCCGCCGUUGCAGCAGCCACAGCUCCCGCCUACGCAGCAGCUACAGCUCCUGCCAUCGCAGCUCCCGCCGUUGCAGCAGCCACAGCUCCCGCCUACGCAGCAGCUACAGCUCCUGCCACCGCAGCUCCCGCCGUUGCAGCAGCCACAGCUCCCGCCUACGCAGCAGCUGCAGCACGUAUCGCAAGGACACUUCGCAGCAACUGCACAAGGGGUUACCCUUGCGCCUGCUCAGGUUGCGGCCUUGGGCCCUGUCCUGGAAGCGUUGCGUUGCAUGACAUCACAGCAGCAGCAGCAGUUCCUACGGGCGCGCCCUGACGUGAUGACUUUGCUGCGGCUCCUUCAGCAGCCCCCGGGGCUGCAGCAAGCAAACGCGGCUGGCUUGCAGCCGGCAGCACAGCCGCAGCAGCCGCCGCAACAACAGCAGCCCCAGCAGCAGCAACAGCCACUGCGUCAAGAACCUCAGCUGCCUGUACCCCAGAGGCCUGGGCCCUCAAGCGCAGCCUCGGCAUCACAGCUGCUGCCAGCUCAAGGCCGGGCUGCCAGUCAUUCCAGGGGGAGUGUACAUGGCGCUUAUGGAGCGUAUGGCCCUGCGGAUGGUGGGAGUGAGGUAUCGGCAGGGGCUGCUGCACAAGGAGCUGCAAGGACCAAUGAGGAGGCUGUUGAAGGGGACGUUACCACGGUGCAGGAGCUGGAGGAGGAGCUCGGCGUCCUUGCAGAGCUAGUGCAGCGGGACUUGGCGGAAGAUGUUGCUAUCCUUUGUGAUGCUGGGGAGUGGGAGGAGGCGGAUAAGCUGGCUGAGGUGUACGGGCUGAUUGAUAACCCGAACAUUUGCCCCUUAGAGCCCUUUCCCAGGGCUUCGCUGCCUCCCCUUGGGCUCGGCAACGCGCCCAGGAACCGUGAAAACUUGGCUAGAAUCGUAGCAAGCGUGCGUUGAUAGGUGCUGCAUGCGCAGGUUUGUGGCUGUGUGUGUAUUAAAUUUAGGGGCUGGCACGCUGGCUGCUGGGGGCUGUAUGAAUGCGGAACAAAACAAAUGAAUAUUUUUGAACGGGAAUGCAUUAAACGAUCCUAUUACAGUAUUACUGUCAAGUUGUCGGUCAUGAUGGUCAGAUGGACGCCUAGAAAACGGACUGGACCAUAAACUGUUGAUACAGUAAAUAGCAGGAAAAGGAAAGCGUACUAAAUGGUGGAUUGUAACAGGGAAAGGGC